AUGCUUCGUUACUUGUUACUCUGCCAAUUAUCCGUCGCACACGUUAGUGCUAUUAUCAGUGUGACAGUUCCCGUUUUUUCCAAAUAUACAAUGCCAUGCAAUAUAACUCCCCUCCCAGCAGCUAUUGACUCGCAGAGGAUUAUGUGGUUCCAAGAUGGACGCUAUAAUCUAGCGAUCAACGAAAUCAUACUUUCCCGCGGAGAAAUCCCAUUCGGUGAGAUCACGCCAGAUGCUAGUGGCGACUAUAUGUGUUGUUACACCAAUACCGAACCCGUUCGUUGCGCAGAAACGAUAAGACUCGAUGUAGAAUAUCCCCGACCAAAGAUAUUCUUCGAUACAAUUCUGAAUGCUACUAUACCCGUAUUUACUGAUACGGUCUACUGGCUUCCUCAGAUGUUAACAACACCACUUGAGCACCCGACUAUAGCAAAAUCUAAGGGUGAAGUGAGUUUCCACUGCUACUACUACGUGAAAUCGUCUGGAAUUAGGCAUCCAGACGUUCAGUGGUCUUUUAACGAUCGGUUGCCAGCUGGAAAACACUUUGAAAAAAUCAUUGAUGAGAAUACCCCAUUCCACAAAAUUCAUCGAACAGAAAUUCCCUGCAAAGAAGACUAUUUGAAGGGGAAUGGAAGUCACUGUUUUCAAAGUACCCUUACUGUCUCUGUUGGACAAGGCAGUGCGGCGCAGAGGACUACCCACUAUACUUGCUACGUCGCUAUGACGAUGGGUUUUGAGACGAACAUACUGAAAGCUAACUACCGACUUGGCGACGGAAGUCGGUUUAUUUACAAUUUGUCUGAUAUGAGGUAUUUCAACAAGAACUGUUUUGAAAAUCUAAACAAUUCACCAUCCCUGGAAGUGGCGAUUGACAAAUUGAAUAUCUGUGAACGAAACCAAUUCCUGAAUUUGUGGAUUUCGCCAGCCAAGGAUGGGAAUGUUACUGUAGAGUGUUCUAGACCCCUAUUUGUGGUUUUUGAUGAAGGGCUUCAGGUGAUGCUUCUUCCAGCUGAUUUUGGACUCGUCAAAAAGUUCGCCCAAUUGGAAGUUCACAGAAGCGAGGAGUUCUUUUCUGAUAUGCAUAAAUAUGGGGAGCGAUUAUUAAUGUCAAGUCGAGAGAGAGCGCAUUUUCAAGGCAGGGACCUGUACUAUUUUGACGCAACCCUUGAAGGCAACCUCUCACUUGGUUGUCAACGUGAUCAAGUUGUAUUGAUAUGUACAUACGGACCACUUUUUCACAUGAAACUCAUUCCAACUAGAUGCAAGAGUUCAGAUGCCGUCGACAUGAAACUUCUCUUCAUCACUCUUGGGAUUGCGAUUCCUUUUAUUGUCGUAAUAUUAAUUGCGGGUAUCUGGUGGUAUCGACGUAGAAACUCGUACAGAGAGAUUGUCUGGAAGACGGUCGAUUCUUACAUCGAUUUCUACAUGAUUCAAAGUAGUCUACACACCUCGCCUUUGCCGCCACAAACUAAGAGUUCGGAAAGGUCCAAUAAGAAGAAAUCGAAAUCCGUAUUCAGGAGGACAAAAAAGCACUCAAAAUUGGGCGAUGCUCAGUGGUCACCACCUGCCAACCAAUUGAGACUGGAAGAGCGCAUUGCUAAUGGCAGCUAUGGUGAUGUAUUCUGUGGAACUCUGUUGACACUGAUGGCUUCUAAUGGAAAGAAAGGCAACGAGAAAAUGGUGGAAGAACAAAUUGUAGCUAAGGUUUUGAAUGACGUCUAUUCGAAAAGAAAUAUGAUGGAGUUUGCUAAUGAAGUUGCCAUUCUUCGAAUCAUUGGAGUUCACCCAAAUAUCAUCCAAUUUAUGGGCUGUGCGAAAGAAAGUAAUCUAGGAAAAUUGCCAGUAUUGUUGAUGGAGUUUGCUUCGCGAGGCACGCUUCUCAAUUACCUACUCUCUAUUCCGCCAAAUCGGAAUGCUUCCUUCUUGGAAAUCAAAUUGGCCUAUUGGUGGACACGAGCCAGAUGGCUUAUUAAGGAUCUCUUAAACUUCGCAAUUGAUAUUGCCAAUGCCCUACUCUACUUGGAGAGUAUUGCAGUGUCUCACGGCGAUAUCGCAGCUCGUAAUGUCUUGCUGACUAGCUCUCUUACAGCGAAACUAGGUGACUUUGGAUUGGCUUGUGUCAUCCCUCACGAGAAAUCUAUCGCUCAACCGCCCUCCAAGAGAUUUCCCAUACGCUGGUCCGCUCCAGAAGUAAUACUAUCGAACCUUCGUCAUGUUCGCAGUGAUGUAUGGUCCUUUGGUGUCUUGUUAUGGGAAAUUUUCAGCUUUGGCGAAACCCCCUAUGCUCAUAUUGAUUCUGAAGAGGCAGUUGGAACCUACGUGAGUAUUGAAGGGGGCCGACUCUGUCGACCAUUAAUCAUUGCUGAUGGCGACCUCUAUGCAUUGAUGAAAGGCUGUUGGAAUAAAUCUGUGGAGCAUCGGCCCAGCUUUCAAUCACUGCUUGAGAGCUUGAAACUUACCGCAAAAGAGGCAAUCGAGUCAAGUGUUCAUUCGAGCUUUGGUUCGGCUGACGAAAAUCUUUCAAUUCAGUCAUAUCUUCCAAUGGACGCAUAG
Molecule: messenger RNA, 2550 nt
Organism: Rodentolepis nana
Lineage: Eukaryota; Metazoa; Platyhelminthes; Cestoda; Cyclophyllidea; Hymenolepididae
Source: the annotation of a GenBank genome assembly